Molecule: messenger RNA, 1271 nt
Organism: Asterias rubens (European starfish)
Lineage: Eukaryota; Metazoa; Echinodermata; Asteroidea; Forcipulatida; Asteriidae
Product: ras-related protein Rab-27A-like
Exons: 5
Coding region: 274-981 (235 amino acids)
Biological process (GO): positive regulation of exocytosis; melanosome transport
Cellular component (GO): melanosome; secretory granule
Molecular function (GO): GTP binding; GTPase activity
Source: RefSeq, a predicted model, not a curated record
GCGAUCGGGAGGUUUACACUGACUGUAUGAAGUCAUGACGCUUGGAAGGACUCGGUGAAACAUAUUGGUUCCGUUGUGACUUUUUGGCAGCAGUUGGCUGGUGAAUUUUGCACAGUUUUAUUGCCGGGAAGGAGAUGUGCAUAUAAUUGACUGCUUUUGGAUAAAUUGGAUACACUAUUUGUUGUUUGUACCAGCAAAUUUGUGGAUUUUUUUUAAUUUUGAUCUCGCAGAGAGCUCUCUCGUCUCAGCUGUAACAACUUAGGCGCCCCUGCCAUGGGCGAUUCCACGACGGCGUUACCCUCGUCGAAUGCAAUGGGUGGGGAAUACGAUUAUCUCAUUAAAUUUCUGGCUCUUGGAGACUCUGGUGUCGGCAAGACCAGCUUCUUGUACCAGUACACCGACGGGACGUUCAACUCAAAGUUCAUCUCCACAGUCGGGAUCGACUUCCGGGAAAAGCGAGUGAUGCACAGACCCAAAGGUGUUGCAGACAACAUGAGCAGGGGGCAGAGGGUUCACCUGCAGUUGUGGGACACCGCCGGUCAAGAAAGGUUUCGUAGCCUAACGACAGCGUUUUUUCGUGACGCCAUGGGGUUCCUCCUCCUCUUCGAUCUAACCAACGAGCAAUCCUUCAUCAACAUCCGCAACUGGAUGACACAGCUCCAGAUGCACGCAUACUGCGAGAACCCUGACAUCGUCCUGUGCGGCAACAAGUCUGACUUGGAGGAGCACCGGGCAAUCUCAGAUGAGAGGGCCAAGGAAAUGGCUGAGAAGUAUGGGCUUCCUUACUUUGAGACGAGCGCCAAGACCGGAGCCAACAUCAGUAAAGCCAUCGAGUGCCUCCUAGACAACGUCAUGCUGAGGAUGGAACGCAGCGUGGACAAGAGCCAGUUCCCGGGGGCCGUCAUCGCGCACGGUAACGGCCGCGGUCUUCCCAUGGAGGUGGACGAAGCCGGUGAGAGUAAAAGUGGCUGUGCUUGUUAGUAGUAUCAGCACCACUUAAUCAGGCCUGUAUGCUUCGUUUUUGAAAGGGCAAGGGCACCUAGACAUUUUCAAGGGCAGCAAGGCAAUGACCAGGAGGCAUGGAGGCAUUCGCCUUCGUUGGCUCUGUGAAGUAUCAGGCCUGCUCAAUUUUUUGGUGGGUAACACUAACAGACAUAGUUUGGAACUUCUCCGUGAGAACGGCAACAGGCUUUUCGAUAAAGACCCUUUUCAGGUGUGAGACUGACCACAGCCUGUCACAAAAAAGUAAGUUGUCAGAAAGGUUUUUUUUU